AUGGGAAAUUCUACCCUCUUCCUUCUGUACAUCUUCCCUCUGCUCACUGGAAAUCACAUGCGACCUAUAGAUUUGGUUCUCAGUCAACUACUUUUGGCCAACUUAAUAGUUUUGUUGUCUAAGGGUAUACCACAGACAUUGAUAGCAUUGGGAUGGAAAUGUUUCCUGAGUGAUACAAGUUGCAAACUUGUCUUCUACUGGUAUAGAGUUGGCAGUGGGGUGUCAGUCAGCACUGCCUGUCUCUUCAAUGGCUUCCAGGCCAUAAAGCUCAAACCCAGAAUGUGUAGGUGGAUUGCACUCAAAAUACAAUCCAAAGAGGUCAUUGGCUACUGCUGUCUCUUGAACUCAUUCCUACAUCUCCUCAUGAAUGUAUUUCUUCCAUUUCUAGUGAAUGGUCCUUUGAAUGAGAGAAAUGCCAGUGUAGAAAGCAAUGGUGGUUAUUGCUCCUGGACAAUACCUGCUGGAUGUGUCUUCCUAUGUAAUCUCUUAUACUUUUCCCCUGAUAUGAUAAGUUUGAUUUUCAUGUCCUGGGCUAGCAUAUUGGCGAUUGUUGUGCUUCACAGACAUAAGCAAAGAGUCCAGCACAUUCACACAUACAGCUUCUCCUCUAGUGUUUCCCAUGAAGACAGAGCAACAUGUAGAAUUCUGAUCCUGGUGUGUUUCUUUACAGCCUUCUAUUCUGUCUAUCUUAGUUUGAUCCUUUGGAUGAUUCUUGCUGAAAAACGUGGCCAGUGGGUAGUGAACAGCUCUGUCCUGCUGUUAUCUUGUUUUCCAGCAUUCAGCCCCUAUGUGCUCAUUCUCACUGACACCAGGAUCUCGCGGGUCUGUUUUGCCUGCAGAACAUGA
Messenger RNA from Chionomys nivalis (European snow vole), 846 nucleotides. RefSeq names its product vomeronasal type-1 receptor 1-like. The coding region runs from base 1 to 846 and encodes 281 amino acids. Gene Ontology annotation, biological process: G protein-coupled receptor signaling pathway. The transcript has a single exon. The record is from RefSeq and is a predicted model, not a curated record. Gene Ontology annotation, cellular component: membrane. Gene Ontology annotation, molecular function: pheromone receptor activity. Lineage: Eukaryota; Metazoa; Chordata; Mammalia; Rodentia; Cricetidae.